AUGGGUGGAAACGGAGGUAGACCGAGGCAGGAUAAUGGCAAACAACCUCAACAGGCGCAGGUGAACACUACAUGCAAGCGAUGUGGGAAGGAUCAUGAGAAUGUGGCAUUUUUGGGACAUGUUAUAUCACAAGGAGGAAUUGCAAUGGAUCCUUCAAAAAUUGAAGCAGUAGUGCAAUGGGAACCACCUACGACCGUUAUAGAAGUUCGGAGUUUUCUCGGACUUGCUAGAUAUUACCGGAGGUUCAUCAAAGGAUUUUCACAGAUAGCCUUACCUUUGACUUACCUUACACGAAAGGAAGUUUCGUUCGUUUGGAUGGCUGAGUGUGAUAGAAGUUUCAAGAUGCUUAAGGAGAAGUUAACAACUACACCUGUAUUAGUACUACCCGACCCGCAGAAGCCUUUUGAAUUAUACUGUGACGCCUCUCAUAAAGGACUUGGAUGUAUGCUGAUGCAAGACAAAAAUGUGGUGGCUUAUGCUUCCCGGCAGCUGACACCUCAUGAACAAAAUUAUCCGACGCAUGACUUGGAGUUGGCUGCAGUUAACAAAAUCAGCGCACUUCCUUUCGAUUCGAGUUGA
Arachis ipaensis is the source of this 579-nucleotide messenger RNA. Lineage: Eukaryota; Viridiplantae; Streptophyta; Magnoliopsida; Fabales; Fabaceae. The record is from RefSeq and is a predicted model, not a curated record.